This is a messenger RNA of Acinonyx jubatus (cheetah), 1675 nucleotides long. It is a transcript of the gene METTL6, whose product is annotated as methyltransferase 6, methylcytidine. The record is from RefSeq and is a predicted model, not a curated record. NCBI's taxonomy places the organism in Eukaryota, Metazoa, Chordata, Mammalia, Carnivora, Felidae. The coding region runs from base 317 to 1171 and encodes 284 amino acids. The transcript has 6 exons.
AGUGGCGGCGGCAGUGCCAUGGCCAAAGGACUCCGCCGGGAGAGGUCCUCGAGGGGGGUUUGUCCCCGGCCCGAAGCUCCCUGAUCCGGCUUCCGAGGCUGGGUCCGGGCUGAGGGCUGAGUGCGUCCGUCCCUACCCGUCCAGGUGAAUGUAAGAAGUGAUGACGCACCCAGUGCUGCCCGAGGCUUGAGCCCAACGUGAAGAACCACAUUUGGAAAAAUCCUUCCUAUGUCUGCAGUAUCAGCUUGGAUUACUCAGGUUACUCAGGGUUGGGGAAUCUUCAGCAGUGUUAAAUAUAUUACCAUCAACUUAUGGGAUGGCUUCUUUGCAAAGGAAAGGGCUGCAGGCAAGAAUUCUCAGCGCUGAAGAAGAGGAGAAAUUGAAAAGAGACCAGGCUUUAAUGUCUGAUUUUAAACAGCAAAAACUGGAAAAAGAGGCUCAGAAGAACUGGGACCUUUUUUACAAAAGAAAUAGCACUAACUUCUUCAAAGAUAGACACUGGACCACCAGAGAGUUUGAGGAACUCAGAUCAUGUAGAGAGUUUGAAGAUCAAAAAUUGACUGUGCUUGAAGCUGGCUGUGGUGUUGGGAACUGUUUAUUCCCGCUUUUAGAAGAAGAUCUGAAUAUCUUUGCCUAUGCCUGUGACUUUUCUCCAAGAGCAGUUGAGUAUGUCAAGCAAAAUCCUUUAUAUGACACAGAAAGAUGCAAGGUGUUCCAGUGUGAUCUAACCAAAGAUGACCUUCUGGAACAUGUGCCCCCAGAGUCCGUGGAUGUUGUCAUGUUGAUAUUUGUCCUCUCUGCUGUUCACCCUGAUAAGAUGCACCUUGUCUUACAAAACAUUUACCAGGUAUUAAAACCAGGCAAAAGUGUCUUGUUUCGUGACUAUGGGCUGUAUGAUCAUGCCAUGCUUAGGUUUAAAGCUGGCAGCAAACUUGGAGAAAACUUUUAUGCUAGACAAGAUGGAACCAGAUCGUAUUUUUUUACUGAUGAAUUCCUGGCUCAGCUCUUUAUGGACACAGGUUACGAAGAAGUGGUGAAUGAAUAUGUGUUUCGUGAGACGGUGAAUAAAAAAGAAGGCCUGUGUGUGCCGAGGGUUUUUCUUCAGAGCAAAUUCCGAAAGUGUCCUAAGAACCCAACACCCUUGACCCUGGGCCUGGGUCACAAGUCCUGACCUUUCACAAGGUUGACAUUUGUGCCUCCCCUUGAAGAGGAAAGUUUGAAGUAACUCUAUUUUGUAUAUUUUUAUAUUUUAACUUUUUAAAAAUGAGCAUAUAUAAUUUUUAUAUGGAAAGGUAGCAAGUGUGUGUGUAUAUUACAACAAUGCAAAUAAAAUUUCCAGGCCUGAAAAGUAAAGAAAGUUUGAUGGUAUAAUGUAGGGCAGCCAGGCUGUCUGACUGAAAUUCCACGAAGGGAAAAGCAUAAGCGCUUAAAGAGAUUCUUGCCGUCACUACUGCGAGUCUGUAAGUGUGCCCCCAGGCAGCAUGUCAGGCAGGCCUGUGGAAAAAUGAGGCCAAAUAGACUGAAAUAACACAUCCAGAUGUAUUUUUAGCCUGAAGGAUUGUUCUCUUUUUCCAGUGUCUCCUAUUUGCCCGUUUUUCUCCGCUUCAGUUCAUUUAUGUGCCUCUUCAAGACCAGUGUUUCACAAAUACAGCUUUUGCUAUGACUCGAGAACCCA